Molecule: messenger RNA, 1920 nt
Organism: Volvox carteri f. nagariensis
Lineage: Eukaryota; Viridiplantae; Chlorophyta; Chlorophyceae; Chlamydomonadales; Volvocaceae
Exons: 11
Biological process (GO): vesicle-mediated transport; intracellular protein transport
Cellular component (GO): plasma membrane; secretory granule
Molecular function (GO): syntaxin binding
Source: RefSeq, a predicted model, not a curated record
CGGAAAGCCGUCAAGGAACGAAUUCUGGUGGACAUGUUGGGCAGCGUUAUAGACAGUGCUGGGUGUGGCUGGAAAGUACUGAUUCUAGACGAGUUUACAACACACGUUCUCUCGUCUACGCUACGCAUGUCAGACAUUCUUGAGUGCAAUGUAUCCGUCGUCGAGGACCUAGCAAAGCGGCGAGAGCCGCUGCAGCAGGCCGCCGUGUACUUUAUCCAACCCAGCCCCCAGAGCAUCGCGCGGGUUUUGGAUGACUUCGGGGGUCCGACCGGGACAGCAGGAAUCGGCAAGGCUGGUGCGAAGCAGCUGUAUCCGUCCGCACAUAUAUUCCUCUCGAACAAGCUUCAGACGGAGGGUCUCGAAAAACUGAAGGCAAACCCACGACUGGUUAAGUCUCUGAAGACCCUUAAGGAGCUCAACCUGGAGUUUCUGACAGUGGAUUCGCGCACUAUGGUCACAGACCACCCGGAGGCAGCUCGCUUGCUCCUGGGCGAUGCAGCUGACAACCAGUCGGCUGUUAAGAAGGAAAUGGACGCAAUCGCAUCCCGUUUGGCGACGCUCUUUACGUCGUUAAAGGAGUUCCCGUCCGUAAGGUACGCCGGCUCGCAAUGUGUGUCCGCGAUGACGAUGUUAUCCCCGGACCUGCAAUCCCCCGACCGAAAGCGGGUCCCAACAUGGCCGACAACGGUGGGAUUCAGAAGUGAUUUUCGUCCCUGCACUUUGCAGGAGACGUGCGACGUGCUAAUCCUUGAUCGAUCAUACGACGCCGUGGCGCCGUUCAUUCACGAAUGGUCGUACGAGGCAAUGGCAUACGACCUGCUACGCCUCGAAGGGAAAGUCUACAGGUAUCAGGUGGAGAGCCAGGGCGGCGGCAAGCCGGAGCCGCGGGAGGCUAUCUUGGAGGAGGGUGACGAGUUGUGGUUGGAUCUACGCCAUAUGUUCAUUGCGAACGUGUACACGACGCUGCAUGCCCGCUUUGAUGAGUUCCGGAGCAAGAACAAGGCGGCCAAGGCGGCUGGUGAGGGCAAGGGCAGCGACGCGAUGUCGGAGUCGAAUAUCCGUCAACUCAUUAUUGCACUGCCGCAAUACCGGGAGCAGUUGGGCCGACUGGCAAUGCACAUCCAGCUGAGCACCGAGCUUCAAACUGCCACGCAUGCGCGGGCAUUGACGGACGUGGGCGAACUGGAGCAGGACGUGGUGGUUGGGGAGAAGAACUCCAAGGACCUUCUGGCGUUCCUCACAGAGCACCAGUCUCAAAUGGACCCCUCGGACAAGCUGCGGUUGCUGGCAUGCUACCUGGCGACCCACCCGGGCAAGCUGGAUGAGACCAAGCGGCAGCAGUGGCAGAAGACUGCGGGGCUCACGAGGGACGACAUGUCGGCGCUGUGCGAAGGCCUUACACGGCUGGGCGUGCGCGUCAUGGACACACCCGUGCCGUCGGAAGGCAGCAAAAGCUUUUUUGGGGGCAGCAAGAAGAAGAACGCCGUGAAGGCCACGCGCAAAAAGAACGGCGAUGAGGAUGAAUACGCGCUCAACCGCUUCCAGCCGCUGCUGCACGACUUGGUGACGGACAUGGCGAUGGGAGUGAUGAGCACGGAGAAAUUUCCGUAUGUCAGGCCGCCCUCUUCCGGGGCCGACAGUGACCCUUCCAAAGUCGCAGCCUCGGCUCGGACGGCACGUUCCGGCCUGAAUUGGGCCAAGCGGAACCAGGACGGGGCGGGUGGCUCCGGCUUGGGGCCUUCGGGGCGGCGCCUUGUGGUCUUCAUCAUAGGCGGGGCCACGAGAGGCGAAAUGCGUGUGGCUCAUCGGCUGGCGCGUGAGCUGGAUCGGGACGUGAUUCUAGGGUCCACUAGCAUAGACGCGCCCAGCACGUUUGUGGACCUGCUCUACAGCAUCGCGCUGCCCAAGGCGCAUCACUAG